AGUAUAAAAUGUGCCAACAUUUUCAGUACAUCAUUCAGUCUUCAGCUUCCGUUGAACACACUUGAAACAUGUCUUCCUUCACCGUUCUGUUGCUCUGCAUCCAAGCUUGCUUGGUCCAGAAUAUAUUCAGCCAGUGUAUUGGUGCAUACGCACCUGCCACCAUCAUUGCCCCCGCCGCUCUCUCCACCGCCGCUCCUUGCGGCUACGGUCUUGGCUCCGGCCUUGGCUACGGCACUGGACUAGCUGGGCUCGCGUACCCUGGCGCUGGCUUGGCUGGUGCUGGUCUGGCUGGCCCCUUCGGAUUGACUUCUGGCGCUGCCGGUUACGGCUCUGGAGUCGCCGCGUACGGCGGCGACGGUGAGGGCAACGUGGCGGUCGCUGGUGAGCUGCCAGUCGCCGGUACCACCGCUCUGUAUGGACAGGUGCCCAUCAUGGGUGCUGUGAGCUUCAGCGGUCCUGUGGCUGCUGCUGGUUCCGUGUCCAUCUCCGGACAGUGCGCGUGCGGCUGCGGUGCUCCUCUCACUACUCCUGUGUACUGCUGAAGAAAAUUUCUGUAAUGUAGACAAUAAACGAUUAUGAUUUGAGCAAA
Molecule: messenger RNA, 589 nt
Organism: Helicoverpa zea (corn earworm)
Lineage: Eukaryota; Metazoa; Arthropoda; Insecta; Lepidoptera; Noctuidae
Product: chorion class A protein Ld2/Ld41-like
Exons: 2
Coding region: 69-542 (157 amino acids)
Biological process (GO): multicellular organism development; chorion-containing eggshell formation
Cellular component (GO): egg chorion
Molecular function (GO): structural constituent of egg chorion
Source: RefSeq, a predicted model, not a curated record